AUCUUACCAUUUAUACAGACCCCACUAAUGUACCCAAUUGCCUGCAGGAGAGUGUUCAAAGUCCUCAACUAAAUAGCCCCAAACCAAAGAUCUUCAUAGAUCUGUUCCCAAACCUCUUCUUAUCUCUCUGGUUCUCCUAUGCCUCAUUCAGUCCUGUGUUGUCCCAUCCCUGGCAAAAACUCUACUGCGUUCUGCUGUGUAUUAAGGAUUGAAACACAUUUUUGCAGGGCCAUGUACUUAACUACAGGAAUCUGGUUCUACUGGUCCAUUGUUUUGUUGUCUCUUGUUGGGAUCCUGACUGCCUACACUUCAUUGCUGUUGGUACUUGGAUUUUUGUUGGUUUGGGAAGGGAACAAACUAUACCUGCACUGGUGCCAUAAGAUCCUGAUUCUGCUAGUGACAGCACUAUCCAUCACUUUGUUGUGGGUUUUAUGCAAAUUAUGGAGAGACAAGUGGCUGAUACUUGGGCUGUCUCUGAAGAUCUUUGCUCCCUACUGGCAUCUGGCCUGCAUAACUUUGAUGAUUAUCCUUUCAUGGCCUGUGUCCUACUACUUGGUCCAGUUGGAAGGAGAAGCUAGGUCCAGAAGAUCCAUGAUGCCAUAUUAUGAGAGAGAAAAAACCGAGAGAUGUCAUAUACUCACAAGGUUGAAAGCUCUACAAAUAGUUGUUGGACUGCCUUUUGUUAUUGUCCUUUUGUUUCUCUACGUGAUGCCACUGGGGAUUCAUUCUCCCUGCAUCCAAGAUAAGGAGAAGUUAGGCCCCAAGCCCAACUUCUUUGGACAUAGAGGUGCCCCCAUGUCCGGGCCUGAGAACACCAUGAUGUCUUUUGAGAAAGCUAUUGAACAUGGAGCCUAUGGACUAGAGUCUGACGUACAUAUAAGUUACGAUAGUGUGCCUUUCCUCUUGCAUGACAAUGACUUCAAGCGAACAACUGAUAUUGAGGAGGUGAUAUCCAGUGCUGACCUCAAAAGAAGUGAAUUCUACGAAUGGGAUUUCAUAUCGACUCUGAAUGCAGGCGAAUGGUUUUUGAAGCCAAAAGACAAACCAUUUUAUCGUAUGGAACCCCUAUCAGAGGCUGAUAAUGAAAAAGCAAGAAAUCAGAAAAUCCCCAAAUUACGUGAUUUAUUGGAUCUCGCACAGAAGGAAAAAAAAUACGUGAUAUUUGAUCUUACAACCCCUCCACCAAAACAUCCUCACAGAAACACAUUUGUCCGACUGGUAGUAAGCGUGAUCCUUGACUCUAAAAUUGAGCCACAUCUGAUUUUUUGGUUGCCAAAUUUUGACAGGGACUACGUCAGGCAUAUGGCUCCUGGUUUUCAGCAAGUGGGCCGGUUAUACCCCCUUGACCAACUUUCAAAGGAAAACAUAAGAAUAAUAAAUGUUGACUACAAGGAGUUGUUCUACAACGGCUUGAGAGAUUAUAAAGCCGCUAACAUCACCAUCAACUUAUAUGUCGUCAAUAAGCCUUGGCUCUUCUCACUGGCCUGGUGCUCCAGAAUUCAUUCAGUCACCACAGACAACAUUAAGCUCCUGAGUGAGAUUGAUCACCCUCACUUCUUCAUGACACCAAGGUACUAUAUGUUCAUAUGGCUUCUCAUAGAUGGUAUUUCUGCAGUUUUAAUUUUUGCCAUAUUUUAUUUUCACUGGUAAGUAUAUAUUUAUAUAUUUUAAAUGAUUUGCUUCCCAAAAUAAAAUGAUAAAUGGUUCUUACAGAAGUUAGAAAAAGAUAGAAGUUAAGGGGGGAGGGGGAAGA
Molecule: messenger RNA, 1753 nt
Organism: Loxodonta africana (African savanna elephant)
Lineage: Eukaryota; Metazoa; Chordata; Mammalia; Proboscidea; Elephantidae
Product: glycerophosphodiester phosphodiesterase domain-containing protein 4-like
Exons: 13
Coding region: 139-1650 (503 amino acids)
Biological process (GO): lipid metabolic process
Cellular component (GO): membrane
Molecular function (GO): glycerophosphodiester phosphodiesterase activity
Source: RefSeq, a predicted model, not a curated record